CAACCGGUGUAAUAACAAUUUUAAUCGUCAUCUCAUUUUUUCGAUCUCAGUACCGUACAUAGAUCUAUAUUCAUCCGUGUAAUCAAUAGUUGGGAGAUCCAGGAAUAUUAAAUUUAAUGUGCGACUUCCACCAAUUACGUUUGUUUGUGUUUACGAUAAUAAGUUACAGAUUUUAGGGGUGAACAUAGACCUCUACGAUCCCAUAUUCCAGGCUCUGAUAAUCUUAGGAAUUAUAGCAUUUUUCGUUGCCUGCACCCUCAUAAAAUUCUUCGCUUACUUGACCUGCGGAUUCUACAGAGGACCGGAAGAAAUGAAUGGUAAAGUGGUCAUAAUUACCGGUGCGAAUGGUGGCAUCGGUCUCGAAACCACGAAAGAACUUGCAAGGAGAGGAGCCACAGUCAUAAUGGCGUGCAGGAAUAUGACGACCGCGAACAAAGCCAGAGAUGAGAUCGUGAGGGUAACUAAAAACGAUAAAGUGUCGGUGAAAAAGUUAGAUUUAUCAUCCCAGAGUUCCAUAAGAGAAUUCGCAGCAGACAUCAACAAGUCCUGCACUCGUUUAGAUGUCCUAAUCCACAACGCUGGUACUGCCGAGUGGAAUUUUAGCCGCACUGAAGACGACGUAGAAACCACAAUGGCCACCAAUCAUUUCGGCCCAUUUCUGCUGACACAUCUACUAAUCGACCUCUUGAAAAAGUCUGAACCUAGCAGGAUUGUUGUGGUAGCUUCAGAAUUAUACAGGUUGGCAUCCCUGAAUUUGGAUAACAUCAACCCCACUUCGAGUAUGUUUCCAGCUUACCUCUAUUACGUAUCCAAAUAUGCAAAUAUUGUUUUCACCAUGGAAUUGGCGAAACGUUUGGAACUAACAGGAGUCACAGCCAACUGUCUACAUCCUGGUCUAAUAGACACUGGCAUCUGGAGAAAUGUCGCCGCACCACUUAGCUGGGGAUUGAGAUUGAUUAUUUGGGCAUUCUUCAAAACACCCGAGCAGGGUUGUCAGACCACUGUGUUCUGUGCUGUAUCAGAAGAACUGGAAGGUGUUACAGGUCGAUAUUUCAUGGACUGUGCAGAAAGAGGAGUUAGCAGUGGUUGCAAAAGUGAGGAUAAGGCUAAGAAGUUAUGGGAACUGUCAGAAACGUUAGCUGGUCUCAAAUCGACAGAUCCCAAAAUAUGAAUUGUUAGGUACUUGUUAUGUUCUAACAGAAAUUUUAUUUCCAGAUAAUUGUUCAAAAGCCAAAUGUUGCAUGUUUUUAAUAAAUGGUAAAAUUUUA
Messenger RNA from Coccinella septempunctata (seven-spotted ladybird), 1268 nucleotides. Its product is annotated as retinol dehydrogenase 14. The coding region runs from base 311 to 1171 and encodes 286 amino acids. Lineage: Eukaryota; Metazoa; Arthropoda; Insecta; Coleoptera; Coccinellidae. The transcript has 5 exons. The record is from RefSeq and is a predicted model, not a curated record.